Linderina pennispora is the source of this 928-nucleotide messenger RNA. RefSeq lists its product as uncharacterized. The record is from RefSeq and is a predicted model, not a curated record. The coding region runs from base 222 to 806 and encodes 194 amino acids. Lineage: Eukaryota; Fungi; Kickxellomycota; Kickxellomycetes; Kickxellales; Kickxellaceae. The transcript has 2 exons.
CGCGGGCAGGGUCAGCUGGCGGCGGCGAGCCGUUCAGAGUGAAGUUUGUCAAUGCCAAGGGCGACGCGACAAUGGUGGAUGUGAAUCCGAUGGAGAAAUUCGAGAGGCCUUGUGCAUCGGGUUGCUGAUAAGCUGCGGAUGUCGGCAGCACGGUCAGUACAUUCUCAUGUACAAGGACCCAGACGACCAGGAGAUUGGCGUGGCAUGCACAGACAACAUGCAUGAGAUGUUCCGGCUAUUUGAAACCCGGCAGUCGAUUCCAGCUCAAGAUCGUGCAGUUCAACGGCAACAACAGCGCUGCUAUCGACAAUGUUGCGAGUAUCUGGGGGUCGUCACACACGCCAUCGCAGUUCCAGUCCUUAGUGAUCAACGAGUACGAGAGUGAUUCAUCCGAGUCCUCGCUGGAUCUGACCAAUAUCCAGAUGGAGGACCUGAAGCAGAAAAGCAAGAAGCAGGACAGCAAGAAGCAGGAUAGCAAGAAGCAGGAGAUGCAGGAGAAGCCCAAAGUCAGCAGCAACUCCGGCAGCAUCGAGAAGCUCACCGAGCACGCUAUGGCUGCUGCCUCUGCGGCUGCCGUUGCUGCCGCUGUCAAAGCCGACCAAACAGUAGAUGAGGCCAUCGAGGACAUUGAGGACAUUGAGGAGACUGUUGUAGAAGCCGCCAGUUCGGUCGGCGCCAAGGUCGAGGAGGCCAAGACCAAAGUUGAGGAAACCAAGACGAAGGUGGAACAGAAGGUCGACAAGGUCAAGGUCGAGGUGAUCGACGAGCUCCAAGAGGAGCUGGACGAGUACAAAGGUCAAAGUUAACGCCAAGAAGACUACCAAGCCGCCAAAGCACCCUCAUGGCAAACACGAGGAAACCAUAGAGACUGCCAUUGGUAUUGAGGAGACAGCAACCGGCAAGGAGAUGGUCGAGGUUGUUACCACGA